UACAGGUUGAAGAAGUUUGUGUGCCAACCAACCGAAACAUCAGGAAGUCAGUUAUAAUAUGAAAAAAACAUAGAAAUAGUAUUCAUAUUCUGUUUGCAGCGUACAACAACAUUGUUUCAACACAAGAUUAUUUCAUAGGACUACAGGUAAAUAGAGGAAACUCUCUUGUGAAUCAGGUCAAAGUACAAUUUUUUUUUCUUUUUUCUAAUCACACUUUACAGCUUACAGCUUCAUAGGCGCCAGAGAGAACUGACUCAGAGAUACAGGAUGAUUUGCCCAAAUUAUGGACUCUUCCUUAAACCUGAGCUCAGUUUGGUUUUCCAACACAUUGUGAUCCUCCUUUUACUGGCAGAACCUUGUAGAGCCAAGCUUGAGGGAGCUGUGCCGUUUCAAACAAUAGUGACCCUGGUUGGUGAAGAUGUUAUCUUGCCAUGCCACCUACAACCUGCCAUGGACAUCGUUUCAGAGAGUAUGGAGUGGGGUAGACUUGACCUGGAGCCCAGAUUUGUCCAUGUCUGGCGUGGAGGUCAAAACGAUCUGGUUAACCAAAACCCAUCGUACAAAGGAAGGACAUCAGUGUCAGCCGACAACCUGAAGCGUGGAGACUUUUCACUGAAACUCUCCGCAGUGAAACAUUCUGAUCAAGGAAAAUAUAGAUGCCACUUUCCCUCCCGUGAUCAGACAUCUAAUGUUGAGCUUGUUGUUGGUUCUGUCUCCUCACCUGUCAUAACUGGGAUCAACAUAGACGGCAGCACAGCAGUUCUACA
Molecule: messenger RNA, 767 nt
Organism: Larimichthys crocea (large yellow croaker)
Lineage: Eukaryota; Metazoa; Chordata; Actinopteri; Sciaenidae
Product: butyrophilin subfamily 3 member A2-like
Exons: 4
Biological process (GO): regulation of cytokine production; T cell receptor signaling pathway
Cellular component (GO): external side of plasma membrane
Molecular function (GO): signaling receptor binding
Source: RefSeq, a predicted model, not a curated record